Molecule: messenger RNA, 1696 nt
Organism: Schistocerca piceifrons (Central American locust)
Lineage: Eukaryota; Metazoa; Arthropoda; Insecta; Orthoptera; Acrididae
Product: lipase 3-like
Exons: 9
Coding region: 56-1258 (400 amino acids)
Source: RefSeq, a predicted model, not a curated record
GCGCCGCCGACGUCUCACACAGCCUGUCACUACGGCCCACCGCAGACCAGAGGGGAUGGAGCCCGCCAGCCUGGUGUCCGCCGCCGCCUCGCUGCUGCUGGCCGCGCUCAACCUCACCUUCCCCCCUCCACCCGGCAGCCAACCACCGGCAGACCCGGCGGUCUGCGCCACCAUGAUGGACGGAUGCAGGGAUUACGGCUUGACGUGCGAGAUGCACAAGGUGGAGACUGAGGACGGCUACCAGCUUACAGCUCACCGCGUUCUAGUUCCGCCGGGCGUUCCCCGCCGUGGGGCUCUGCUGGCCGUUUCAGGGCUCAUAGGUUGCUCUGACGCCUUCCUCCUGCCCUACCCCGAGACGUCUAUGCUGAAACCUUUGUCCAACGCGGGGUAUGACGUCAUGCUGGGAAACCUGCGUGGGUCCGCCUACGCGGGCCACAGGCGCUGGUCACACAGCCAGCCAGAGUACUGGCGCUUCAACCUGGACGAAAUGGGCGAGUACGACCUGGAGGCGCUGGUGGGGCUGACGCAGCGCGUCACGGGCGACGCGCGGCCCUUCUACCUGGGCCACAGCUCAGGAGGGGGGGCGCUCUACACGUGGCUGCAGCGCCGGCCACGUGCACACCACGUGCUCAGAGGCGCACUGCUCUGGACGCCCUCCGUCUUCUACACCGAGCCGCACAGCACCAUCUUCAAGAUUUACAAUCUCCUUCCGGAGUCCCUAGUGAGGGCGCUGUGGCAGGUGCCAGGUGACAUGUUGCCCCGAUCUCGCGCCACUGCGGACAUUGCAUGGCGAAUGUGUAGAUCUGGAUCACCCCUGAGGAAUUUCUGCGAGGCAAUGUAUCAGUUCAUAACUAACGCAACUCUGGAUUCAGCUGACAUGAACCGGCUGCCCGCGAUCGCUGCGCACGCCUCCUGUGGCAUGCCCACCACCACAAUCGCCCACUACCUCCAGAACAUCAGGGCCAAGCGCCUGCAGGCGUUCGACUUUGGCCGGGAGGAGAACCUCAGCAAGUACGGCAGCGAGCGGCCGCCGGCCUACCACGUCGCCAACUCGACGCUGCCCACCGCCUUCUUCCUCGGGACGCGCGACCGGCUGGUCUCCUUUGAGGAAGCUAUGCGGCAGAUACAAAUGAUUCCAAGCAACGUCAAGAAGAUGGUGGUACCACUGGAGGGCUAUGGCCACUUCCAUAUCCUCUUUGACAAGAAUGUACACGGACUCGUCCAUGAGAAGAUGUUAAGCUUCAUGUCAGAGCUUUGAGAACAGAAGCUUGAAAGGAAGAUAUACAAAGGUUAGAAUAUUAGAAGCAGAUUAUUGAUGGUGUAGUGUAUAGUGUAACAACAUUAGUACCUGAAGAAGAAUGAAGCCAGUCAAGAGACUGUAGAUCUUAAAACAUGAUGAACUGCGUGUGGUCCAUUUUGCAUGUUUUGUGUGGUUCAUAAACUGUACAGCACAGACAUGUGUCCAGCAAACAAUUAGUGAAGUGUAUAGAGAAUUGUAAACAAGGGAUCUUGGUAACUAAAAUUUAAAUUUGUGUCAUUUGCACUAAUAACAAAUUCCUUACAAUAAAGGUAUUUACUCACAUGUUAAAUAUCCAUUACCCUUCACACUCUUCUAUCAUACUAACCGAACUUGUAUUAUUGUUCUAAAGUUGUUAAUGCUGUAGUGUGUAUUCACCACAUUAACAUUACUGCCACU